AUGGUCCUCUGCAAUCCGGUACUCGUCCUUCACUUGAUCAAUGGGUUGCUCAGCUUUCUCUAUCCGGCCGCCACCCACAAUGCAAUCUUCGACACCUCCGUCCAACCUCAUCUAGAUGCCCAUGCUCAAGACGGCCUUUGUCGCCUGUUCACCCUCUUCAUGGUUGCAUUACAGUCAGCGCUCUAUUCGUCACAAGCAGCCAAGAUCACAAAGUCGUCCUCGCUGAACGGAGACAGGGACGAGAUGGCGAUCGACAGGUGA
This is a messenger RNA of Cladophialophora psammophila CBS 110553, 261 nucleotides long. RefSeq lists its product as uncharacterized. The record is from RefSeq and is a predicted model, not a curated record. The coding region runs from base 1 to 261 and encodes 86 amino acids. The transcript has a single exon. NCBI's taxonomy places the organism in Eukaryota, Fungi, Ascomycota, Eurotiomycetes, Chaetothyriales, Herpotrichiellaceae.